Molecule: messenger RNA, 1475 nt
Organism: Cyprinus carpio (common carp)
Lineage: Eukaryota; Metazoa; Chordata; Actinopteri; Cypriniformes; Cyprinidae
Product: insulin-like growth factor-binding protein 3 receptor
Source: RefSeq, a predicted model, not a curated record
UUAUUUUGGAAUCAACGCUGUCUGGAAGGAAACCCACCUGCGAGGAAGUUGCUUGCGUCACAUGUUUACAUGACAAACUACAUUUCAGCCUGGUCAGUGACACGUCUCUACUUGCUGAUUAAAUGAACGUAAUUAAAGGUGGUGUCUUUACUCCUGGUGCAUCAUGGGUAAGUGGAGGCCUGUGUCUAACCUGAGAGAUCAGGUAUCUCGACACCCUCCUGUGGUUGUGUUCUUCCUCAGUCUGCUGAUCCUCUCCAUAACUUUCGUCUGCACUGGACUUUACUCUCAGAAUCACGACAUCAAGGACCCUGACAUAAGUGUAGACUGGAACCGGGUUCUGGGUUCUAUCGCUGGUUUUAAGUUCUGCACACAUCUGAACGACACAGAUGCACCGCUGGAGGAAGACUCUCCCCGGAUGGUGGAGCAUUCAGAUAGGACAAAUAUUUCCACAAGCAGCGCUCAUGUUUCGUUACUGGUGCCGCUGGUGUUUAUAGGGGACGUCCCAGAUAACACUGCCAUUAGUGCCACUAUGUUGGGCAGCCAGAUGGGCAUGAAAGGGGCUGCAGCGAAAGCAUCCGUCAAUAUAUCUCUGCUCCUGCACACUGAUAUUACCCACAGUCAAACUCCUGCUGGGACGCAGAGCAGUCGACCCCUGACCUGUCUUCAUUUCACAGCCCUGACCCACGUUCUCCCUCAAACGCCGUCACCUCCAGAAUGCCCAGUCACAGAGAACGAAGACAAGAGCGCUUCACCUGUCAGGGCUGUUGCUGUAGAAGCAUACAAGCACAAUUCUCCACACUGCUUCAGUCUGGAGUUCACACCAGAUCCACACCUGACAGUCCUGCUCACCAAGGAUGAAAAAGCCUUGUGCAGGUAUCACCUGUUGCUGGUUAGUGUUGCGCUGCUGGUUAUCUGUGUCCUCAUGAGUCUCUGCGGAGCUUUUUCUUCACAUUCGCCACGUUCUUACCAGGGGAAUGACCUUCAAAAGGAAUCGCUGCUGUGCCAGUGAGAAAAAUCUGCAGAACGUCCACAUUUGAGAGUGACCUGGCACUUCAUAACAUCAGAACGCAUGAAGACAUCGGCUGCUGAAAGAAAUAAGCAUUUGGGUAUUCAACAGUAACUUUCCAUUCCCAACAUGUUUGUCUCGUGCAGCUACAAAAAUUGCAACCAGUUAUGCAGGCUGCAUGCAAUUCACUCAGAAUAGAUCUAAAUGUAACUUUAUUUCAUGUUUGGUUGCAGCACUACGCUACGAUAUGUAAGUGUUAACAAUCGUAACAAAACCUGAGAUUGGUGGUUAUAAUAACACUAUACUCCAAGAGUAAGGUAGAUGAUUGAAAGCCUUAUCCUGAUGUCACGUGAAUGAAUAUCUUCAAUAUGAAUUUGAUUUAAAUGCAUUUCAUUGUACAUCAUUUGUUAUUUUUUCUAAAAACAACAUGUAUUAAAAUAUUCCAUUGUGAGAAUAUGAGCAAUGUAAA